CAAUCUGUACGAAAGCAAUAUUUAUCUCUCCUUGUGUCCGCGUUUCCGCUUCUGGAUGUUUUACAUACUGACAUAGUACGUUUCCUGUGAUACUUUGGUCUAGUUGAGAGGCAGGACAUUCUGCGCGUCCAUUGACUUGUAUUUACAUUACAACCGACUUACAGGUACUUCGUACGUAUUUCGACUGAAUUGGGCUACUGUUGUUACCAAAGGUGUUCUACUACUGACUAAAUUAGAAGUCAACAAAAAUUGUUUCUUGGCCACAAAAUGUUGUCUUUGAAAUCACUCACGGUGGCCUAAGAAAACGCGAAGUGAAAGAAAACAGUGACUUAAAAUGAAACCGGAUAGGCCGAUAGCUGUCUUCAUACAACUCAUCGUUGCGGCGCUAUGGAUUGGAAAGCCGAUUGACAUGUUAGAGCAGAAGAUCCAAAUGGUUCCUAAAUUCUCGUUUUUGAUGCCAGCCAUUGUAUGGGACCCGAGGAACCCGUUAUUCAAUUGCCCGAGUAGAGGCAUCAACACAAUUAAUGUAAGGAUGAAUGACUAUGUCAUAUUUGGAUGUCCUGCAGAAGGAAAAAACCUUGAGUGGUUUGACAGUGCAAGCACCUUACACUCAGAGAUGUAUGAAAAUGGAUUUCUUACAGAGAAUAAAACACUUUUAGAUCAAUGCAAUGCUACAAGUUUUAGCAAGAAGUUUUUGAAUUGCAAUAAUCCAAAGUCCCCAAUAUUUCGCACUAUUAGAGUGGCUCAGAUGGUAGCAAGUGAUGAUGAACCGAUUUUUGCUUACAACAAAGAAUAUUAUUUGUUUGGCACAGGAACAGGACGGGUUGGUGAUAUCGAUCAAAGACAGGGUGGUCGAUGUGCUGGUCAAGACAAUUCAGGUUAUCCCAUUCACAAAUUGAGGCUAAAGUUAAAAGUUUGUGCAGAGGGUGAAGAUGGAACUGCUAAAUGCCCCAUAUGUUUGACAGCUGCUUGUUACAAUAAUGGAUGUGGAAAUUAUUCGGCUUGGAAUAGAACACAAAAGUAUGUUGUAAAAGGCAAAAGCUGUUUUGAAGUUUAUAACCGAAAAUGCGACAAUGUUGGCGGAUCCUGCGAUGGCCCCUCUGAAAAACUUGUUCCAGCUAAUGUCAGCUCUUGCAUGGUGGCAGAAAGGAGUUUUGUUAGCAACAACAAUACAUGCUAUUCAGUACUCUCAAACUUCUGUGAUGAAGUGAGCUCUGGCUUUGAUUCGGCGAAUAUUACGAAAUGCAAUUCUACUCAAAUCUGGACGAAAGCUGAAACAAAUAAGUGCAAGAAAAUUGAAAAGGACUCUGCCUACAAUACUAGUUACCAGCUCACCCAGAUGGUUAUUUUUUCCCAUUCAGGUACUCAACAUGGUCCAGAUUCUAUGAGUUUGAAAGGAGAAGAAAAUGGAGUCGUUUCUGUGGUCUUACUCGUUUUUGUAGUUUGUCUCAUUUCGCCAUUAAUCAUUGGCAUCGCAAUUGGUUUGUGCCUUGGUUGGGUACUGGCAAGAAAAAAGUUUCGAAGGACCCAUUUUAUAGAGGAGCAUCGGCUAACAUCAUCUAGCAAAAAGCUUUGCGUUUAGCAAAUGGACCCAAUACCCGAAAUCACACAUACAUGUAUUUCGGUAUAUUAAUUCGUGGUUAAUUAUUGAAUGGUUUAUUGUGCUUUCGAUUGGUUAAUUUUCUAGCUUUGCAAUGUAGAUAAUCGUUAAUUUGCUGUAAAUUACUUAGUGUAAAUUAUCUUCUGUACAUUUUGCUUUAUUGAAAAGUACUGAUGGUGAA
Rhopilema esculentum is the source of this 1781-nucleotide messenger RNA. RefSeq lists its product as uncharacterized. Gene Ontology annotation, molecular function: ephrin receptor binding. Gene Ontology annotation, biological process: ephrin receptor signaling pathway; axon guidance. The record is from RefSeq and is a predicted model, not a curated record. Gene Ontology annotation, cellular component: plasma membrane. NCBI's taxonomy places the organism in Eukaryota, Metazoa, Cnidaria, Scyphozoa, Rhizostomeae, Rhizostomatidae.